Messenger RNA from Rhizophagus irregularis DAOM 181602=DAOM 197198, 1675 nucleotides. RefSeq lists its product as uncharacterized. Gene Ontology annotation, cellular component: membrane. The record is from RefSeq and is a predicted model, not a curated record. Lineage: Eukaryota; Fungi; Glomeromycota; Glomeromycetes; Glomerales; Glomeraceae.
UUAUUCACUUGAUUCUUUUAGACGAUGGUUUAUGAAUUUACGUUUACGUUACUAUAUGAUUUAUUUUUACAAUUUGGUUCACAAAUGUUAUUUUUUGCAUUUGGAUGGGUUUAUUUAGUAAAGAAACUAUUUAAAGACUAUGAAUCGUCUAUUGACCGACAUGACGUCCAAUUCGUUCAAGCAAUAUUUUCACUUACUUUCAGCACAAGCUGUGCUUUGUUCGAAUUGAUCAUUUUUGAGAUCAUGGACGUCAUGCAUAAAGAUUCACGAUAUAUAUGUUGGAAAAUAACCCUCUACGUGUCACUUUUCCUCGUAAUAAUAUUGAUUCCAGCUUAUCAAUUAUAUCUUUUAAUAACAAAUAUACAAGAAAGUUUACCCAAAAGAUAUUCUAUAAUCAUCGCACUUUUAUGUUGGUUAAUAUAUUUUUAUGGUUUUUGGAAAGUUGGAGAUUUUUUUCCAAUUAAAAAUACCGAAAAAAAAUCUAUACCCGAUGAUACAUUGAUACAAUUUGGAAUGAGUCGCGUGGGAGUACUUGGAGUUACUAUAAUGGCAAUAUUAUCAGGAUUUGGGGCAGUAAACAGUCCUUAUGCAACAUUAUUUUUCUUCUUGAGACAAGUUAAGGAUACAGAUAUUCAAGCAGCCGAAAAAAAAUACCUUCAAACUUUGGAUAUAAUAUUAAAUAAGAAGAGAAGAAUAAUAAUUUCACAGCAACAAAGAACUACAAACGAGCAAAAUUCAAGAGUUGGUGGAUUUGUGCGAAGAAUGUUUAAUACAAUGGCGAAUGGGAUCGGGAUUAGUAGUGAAAAUAUUAGCGUUUUAAGACAAGAAAUAACAGGACUUGAAAAUUUUGGACGACAAUUAUUUUUAGAUAUCGAAGAUUUAUACCAAGAGAGAGAUCGAAUACUUUAUUCUAAAACAUGGCAAGGAAAAUAUUAUAAUUUUAUGGGUUAUAAUUUUUCAAUUUAUUGCAUUUACAAAAUCGUAAUGGCAAUUGUCAAUAUUAUUCUUUCGCGUGUGGGAAAAACUGACCCAAUUACUUACGGGUUAACAUUAGCAAUUGCUUAUUUUAACAUAAAAGAAAUUGAUAUUGAUUUCUGGUAUCAACAAUUAAGUUUUUUCACAGUUGGAAUAAUGAUAUUUUUUUCUAUUCGAGGAUUAUUAAUUCAAUUCCUAAAAUUUUUUAGAGCAGUAUCAAACCCCGUAUCGAGAAACAAUAUUGUGUUAUUUCUUGCACACAUAAUGGGAAUGUAUUUUCUUAGUUCAGUUUUAAUGUUGAGAAUGUCAUUACCAGAAGUAUAUAGGAAUAAAAUUACGAUUCUUUUCAAAUCGAUUGAUAUUGCAUUUUAUCACAGAUGGUUUGAUGUAAUAUUUCUUGUUAGUGGAAUAGCAAGUAUGGUUUUCAUAUAUUUUGUACAUCAAGCAAACAAUAGCAAUGUUAUGUUAUCUACCGCAAUGACUCCUUCUGGAACACCAAAUGGAAGUUUACCAAUAACUUCACCUAUUUCACCUGGAGAUGUGAGUGGUAUAGGCGGUGGUAGUUUAAGCGGAAGUGGAUCUAGCAGAUGGACUUCAAAUAAUAAUAAUUUAUAUUACAGAAGUUAAUCGUUUAUUAUAUAUAAUACUUUAAUAAUUAAAAAAUCACAAUAGAAUUAAUUUAAUAAAGGUUCAAACAUUC